Messenger RNA from Owenia fusiformis, 1149 nucleotides. The record is from the annotation of a GenBank genome assembly. NCBI's taxonomy places the organism in Eukaryota, Metazoa, Annelida, Polychaeta, Sabellida, Oweniidae.
CUCAGGGUUACGUUUGUGUAUUGGCAACAGAACGAAUUUUACGAAAGUGAAAAACGCCGCUUCUUACCCAUUUUAAGCGAUGGUACGACCUAAGUUCUUUACACCAAACGAGGUGUCAGUCCAUAAUACAUUAGAGGACCUUUGGGUGUCAUUUCUAGGCAAGGUUUAUGACCUGACUCCCCUCUGUGAUGUACAUAAAGGUGAUGUUCUCCUAAAACCAAUAAUUCAAGCAGGGGGCACUGAUAUAUCACAUUGGUUUAAUCCUAAACUGAAAGAUAUACGUACCCAUGUCGACCCUUUGACUGGUUGUGUUAUUCCCUACACACCACAUGGACGUUUCAUCCACAUAGCUCCUCCAUGUCCCAACUCUGACUGGGUCAAUGACUUUGGACGUCCAUGGUGGAAGGAUGAUAGCUACAAUGUUGGGAUUCUCUCAAAGAAAACACGGUUUAUAAAAAUCAUCAAUACAUUGACAUCACAAGACCAGGUUAUAGAGGUUUGCUCUGAAGAGAAUAUGCAUGAGAUUCUGACCCGAUAUCUGACAUACAAUGCACAUGCUGCUAGUUACACCUGGAAGUAUGAUGGCAGGAAUCUAGAUAUGGACAAAACACUAGAGGAAAAUGAAAUACCUGAUGAGGAUGAGGACUUUUAUCAAUUAAGCAUGAAUGAUGACACAUAUCUCCAAGCUAUACACCUCUAUUUCAAUGAUGAUCUCACAGAGGCAUAAUAUCGUUAAUAUCUUUUUAUCUACAUGUAUGAAUCAGGACAAAAAUACAACUUCCUAGGUUGCCUUGCUUAAGCUGCUAUCUGUUUCCAAAGGACAAUCAAUUUUUCACAAUCAUUUUUAAUUUAUUUUCAAAUUUAACCUAUAGCCUCGCCUCACGAAUCAUGUGACAGGUGUACAGUAUUAUUGCAAGACUAGGACAUAGUUUUAUUAUAUCAGGAUCAUGAUUCAACAUUUAGCCCCAAGAUCAAUAUUGUUAUUAAGAAUAAAGUUCUUAUUAAAAAAUAAGAUGGCGCUGUAGAUCAGGAUCCGAAUCCUCAGACUUAAUGUGAAGAUUACUCAUCAUGAAGCUAAGCAAUUAGUGUAAAUAUUGUACAUAUACGUGUAAUGUGUAAAUAAAAACUAAUAUCACAUUUGUAUAAAAA